CAAAGAUGCUUGCAUUUCUAGUCUAUAUAAGUCUCUCAACUAGUACCAAUCAUCAUCAUCAUUAUUGUUAUUAACAUCAACAAAAAAGUUUACAAUUUAGUGGGUAUAGUGAAAGAUGGACAAUGAAGACACAGGGUCAGCACCAUCGACACCGGUCACACCCGGGACACCCGGUGCACCACUGUUUAGUGGGUUCAGACCAGACAGGAACCAUGGUUCUAGUGCCUUUAGGAAAUCACUUCUAGGUAGCUUCAAGUGCUUUAGUGUUGAAACUAUGGUCAAAGAAGAAGGCACACUACCUACUGUUGCUUGCUUGCUACCCCCUCCCCCUAUCUCACUAGUAAGAAAGGUUGGAGCGGAGUUUAUAGGCACCAUGAUCUUGAUAUUUGCCGGGACAGCUACAGCGAUAGUGAACCAAAAGACACCAGGGUCCGAGACCCUGAUUGGGCUAGCGGGGUCCUCUGGGCUCGCGGUCAUGAUCGUUAUACUAUCUACCGGUCAUAUCUCAGGAGCCCAUUUGAACCCAUCAAUCACCAUUGCUUUUGCAGCCCUCAGACACUUCCCAUGGAAACAUGUACCAUUGUACAUAGGGGCACAAGUGUUGGCGUCAAUAUGUGCAGCGUUUACAUUGAAAGUGGUAUUUGACCCAAUGAUGGGAGGGGGUGUGACUGUUCCUUCGGUUAACUAUGCACAAGCUUAUGGUUUAGAAUUCAUCAUUAGCUUUAACCUCAUGUUUGUGGUCACUGCUGUUGCCACCGACACAAGAGCUGUUGGUGAGCUAGCAGGAAUCGCGGUAGGGGCAACGGUCAUGCUAAAUAUUCUUAUAGCCGGGCCAGUCACAGGAGGAUCAAUGAAUCCAGUAAGAACUCUAGGACCUGCAAUAGCUGCAAAUAACUUCAAAGGCUUAUGGAUCUACCUCACAGCUCCCAUCCUUGGUGCGCUAGCCGGUGCAGGUAUUUACACGGCAGUUAAGUUGCCUGAGGAAGAUGCCAAUGAUCCUAACAAACCUCGACCUCAUAGCUUCCGAAGAUAAUCAACAAAACUCAUUUUAAAUGGUCACUGUCGCAAUACCACCAGCCUGCCGCUGAUAACAACAGCUACGCACUCCAUUAAAAAAGACUUCGAAUGCAGCGUCGGGUACAAUGGGUAAUGGAGAUUUGAUGAGUACAUAUAUGGUUACGUUUUUAUAUAUAGUCAUACAUGGAAUUGUUGUAAUUUGAGUCUUAAAAAUGACAUAAAUUAACGAUGGAAUGGACUUCAAUGUGAAGGAUGAUUCAAAAUAUCAAAAUUUUGUCUGAA
This is a messenger RNA of Helianthus annuus (common sunflower), 1299 nucleotides long. RefSeq names its product aquaporin NIP6-1. Gene Ontology annotation, molecular function: channel activity. The transcript is spliced from 5 exons. Lineage: Eukaryota; Viridiplantae; Streptophyta; Magnoliopsida; Asterales; Asteraceae. The record is from RefSeq and is a predicted model, not a curated record. Gene Ontology annotation, cellular component: membrane. The coding region runs from base 116 to 1033 and encodes 305 amino acids. Gene Ontology annotation, biological process: transmembrane transport.